Messenger RNA from Archocentrus centrarchus (flier cichlid), 3399 nucleotides. It is a transcript of the gene actn4, whose product is annotated as actinin, alpha 4. Bases 253 to 3018 code for a protein of 921 amino acids. Lineage: Eukaryota; Metazoa; Chordata; Actinopteri; Cichliformes; Cichlidae. The transcript has 23 exons. Gene Ontology annotation, molecular function: calcium ion binding; protein binding. The record is from RefSeq and is a predicted model, not a curated record.
CAGCAGCCACACCGUUCACAGGCAGCAGCAGCAGCGGCAGCACACACCGGAUAUUCAUCUCAUUAAAAACGCUCUCACGGCUGGAAGCGGCGAGUGAAGAAGGACUCUUUCCUGGCUCGGUUAUCCCUCCCCAUCCCACCUCUCUGAUUUGGGUCGUCGUUGCUCUUCUCCCCUCAUUUUUAUUUUUUAUUUUUGUACAUUUUCCCCCCUGUGACAGUUUGUCCGUGGCGCACUCAGGUUUCUUUUGCUGACAUGGUAGAUUAUCACGCUGCCAAUAACCAGCCGUCCACCGGCGGGGCGCUGAGCUACAUGGAGCAGGAGAACGACUGGGACCGAGACCUGCUGCUGGACCCGGCCUGGGAGAAGCAGCAGAGGAAGACAUUCACGGCGUGGUGCAACUCCCACCUGCGGAAAGCCGGCACGCAGAUCGAAAACAUCGAAGAGGACUUCAGGGAUGGGCUCAAACUCAUGCUGCUGCUCGAGGUCAUCUCUGGCGAACGGUUACCCAAACCUGAGCGAGGCAAGAUGAGAGUCCACAAAAUCAACAAUGUAAACAAAGCCCUGGACUUCAUCGCCAGCAAGGGAGUCAAACUGGUGUCCAUUGGAGCAGAGGAAAUCGUGGACGGGAACACCAAGAUGACCCUGGGAAUGAUCUGGACCAUCAUCCUCCGCUUUGCCAUCCAGGACAUCUCUGUAGAAGAGACCUCUGCCAAAGAGGGCCUUCUCUUGUGGUGCCAGAGGAAGACUGCUCCCUACAAGAAUGUCAAUGUGCAGAACUUCCACAUUAGCUGGAAGGACGGCCUCGCCUUCAAUGCUCUGAUCCACAGACAUAGACCUGAUCUCAUCGACUACGACAGCCUCAGAAAGGAUGACCCUGUAACCAAUCUGAACAACGCCUUCGAGGUGGCUGAGAAGCACCUGGACAUCCCCAAGAUGUUGGACGCAGAAGACAUUGUGAACACUGCUCGUCCAGAUGAGAAGGCCAUAAUGACUUAUGUGUCCAGUUUCUACCAUGCCUUCUCUGGAGCACAGAAGGCCGAGACAGCCGCAAAUCGAAUCUGCAAAGUGCUGGCUGUCAACCAGGAGAACGAGCAAAUGAUGGAAGACUACGAGAAACUGGCCAGUGACCUCCUGGAGUGGAUCCGUCGGACCAUCCCCUGGCUGGAGAACCGAACCCAAGAGAAGACUGUAAAUGACAUGCAGGUGAAACAGGAGGACUUCAGAGACUACCGCUGUGUGCACAAACCACCCAAGGUCCAAGAGAAAUGCCAGCUGGAGAUCAGCUUCAACACUCUGCAGACUAAACUGAGACUCAGCAACAGACCUGCCUUCAUGCCAUCAGAAGGACGCAUGGUGUCGGACAUCAACAAGGCAUGGCAUAAUCUGGAGGGAGCAGAAAAAGGCUACGAGGAAUGGCUCCUCAGCGAGAUCAGACGUCUGGAGAGGCUGGAACAUCUGGCUGUGAAGUUCCACCAGAAGUGCGCCAUCCAUGAGUCCUGGACCGAUGGUAAGGAGGCCAUGCUUACCCAGAAAGACUACGAGACGUGCACCCUGUCAGAAGUCAAGGCGCUGCUCCGGAAGCACGAGGCCUUUGAGAGUGACCUGGCAGCCCAUCAGGACAGAGUGGAGCAGAUCGCCGCCAUUGCACAGGAACUCAAUGAACUGGACUACUACGAUGCCGCCAGCGUCAACGCUCGCUGUCAGAAGAUCUGCGAUCAGUGGGACGUCCUGGGAGCCCUCACCCACAAGCGUAAAGAGUCUCUGGAGAGGACAGAGAAGCAGCUGGAGUCGAUAGAUGAGCUUUACCUGGAGUACGCCAAGAGAGCGGCGCCUUUCAACAACUGGAUGGAGGGAGCUAUGGAGGAUCUGCAGGACAUGUUCAUUGUCCACAAUAUUGAGGAGAUCCAGGGUCUGAUCACAGCCCACGAGCAGUUCAAGUCUACCCUGCCGGAGGCCAACAAGGAGCGGGAGGCCAUCCAGUCCAUCCAGGCUGAGGUGCAGAAGAUCGCUCAGAGCAACGGCAUCAAGCUGAGCGGAGGAAACCCGUACACCACCAUCACACCCGAGAGCAUCAACAGCAAGUGGGAACAGGCCAUGGCUAUGGUGCCACAGCGGGACGACGCCCUGCAGGAAGAGCUGAACAAGCAGAACUCCAACGACGAUCUGAGAGCCAAGUUCGCCACUCAGGCCAAUGCGGUCGGCGGCUACAUCCAGGAGAAAAUGGAGGAAAUUGGCAGGAUAUCCAUUGAGAUGAACGGCACCCUGGAGGACCAGCUGACCAACCUGAAGAAGUACCAGAAGAACAUCAUGUCCUACAUGCCUGAAAUUAACAAGCUGGAGGGACACCACCAACAGAUUCAGGAGGCGCUCAUCUUUGACAACCAGUACACUUCCUACACAAUGGAGCACCUCCGGGUGGGCUGGGAGCAGCUGCUGACCACCAUCGCCAGAACCAUCAACGAGGUCGAGAACCAGAUCCUGACGCGUGACGCUAAGGGCAUCAGCCAGGAGCAGCUCUACGAGUACCGUGCCUCCUUCAACCACUUUGACAAGGACCACAGCGGAGCCCUGAUGGCCGAGGAGUUCAAGGCCUGUUUGAUCAGUCUGGGCUACGAUGUGGAGAACGAGAAGACGAAGCGAUCGGGACAGAUGGUGUCAGAUGAUUUCCGGGCUCUACUCAUUUCUACAGGAAACAGCCUGGGCGAAGCAGAAUUUAAUCGCAUCAUGGGCAUCGUGGACCCCAAUGGCAGCGGCGCCGUCACCUUCCAGGCCUUCAUCGACUUCAUGUCCACGGAAACGACUGACAGGGACACCGCGGAUCAGGUCAUCGCCUCCUUCAAGAUCCUGGCUGCUGAUAAGAACUACAUCACAGCCGAUGAGCUGAGGCGGGAGCUCCCUCCAGACCAGGCGGAGUACUGCAUCGCCCGCAUGGCACCCUACACGGGGCCCGACGCUGUCCCCGGAGCCCUCGACUACAUGUCCUUCUCCACCGCCCUGUAUGGAGAGAGCGACCUGUAGAGGAGGAGGGACGACGAAGAAGAGGAGGAGGGCUGGACAGAUGAGGGGAGGGAGGGGAGGAAGGAGGGGAGGUUGGUAGAGGAGACGCCGUGAUUCGAGUGUUGGGAGGAAUUUUGAGUGGUGGUCAUGAGGUGCCCCUGCGUGUGCCGGUUUAGAAAUCGUUAAGAGCUUGUUGAUUGAGCUGUAGAUUCUGGGUUUGGCCUCCAGCUCCACUGUGUUGAUGUUCACGACCAGUAUGUCAUAAAGGUUUAUUUGAACAGGCGUAUCCAGGGGCGGCUGUGGGUCGGGGCACAGUUGCUCUGUAGUGCGGGUCCUUAGCUUCACCCUCUCUGCCUUCAUGGGGUUCAAACAGUGGGAGGGACGGGGGUUAGGAUUGUUUGG